This is a messenger RNA of Euleptes europaea (tarantolino), 1164 nucleotides long. RefSeq names its product tetratricopeptide repeat domain 19 (gene TTC19). Gene Ontology annotation, molecular function: protein binding. The record is from RefSeq and is a predicted model, not a curated record. The coding region runs from base 1 to 1164 and encodes 387 amino acids. NCBI's taxonomy places the organism in Eukaryota, Metazoa, Chordata, Lepidosauria, Squamata, Sphaerodactylidae. The transcript is spliced from 10 exons. Gene Ontology annotation, cellular component: mitochondrial inner membrane. Gene Ontology annotation, biological process: mitochondrial respiratory chain complex III assembly.
AUGUCGCUGUUGGCGCUGCUCAGACUGCUGCCGCGAAGAAGGCUGGGGGUCGCGCCGCUUCUAGCGGCCGCCGAGCGAGGCUUGUGGCGGCGCCAUCCCCAAGCGAAGGCGAGGCCUCGGCCGUACGGCGGGUGGAACGAGCCAACGUCCGGCGGAGCCACGCCCCUAGCCUUCACCCUCGCCCUAUCAGCUUUUUCUCUGUUCUCGCAAGAAGCUGAACAGGAGACAGAGAAAGAAGCCAAGGAAGAUAGGCCAGAAGAGGCAGAAGAGGAAAUAAUUUUUUUGCUGAAAAAAGCCAAGCUCUGCAUCAUGAAAGGAGAGUUGGAAGAAGCUGAGAGGCUCCUGCACGAAGCUGCCCAACUCUCUCACCAGUCUGACAACAAGGACGGCAUCAUCUACACGUAUGACACGAUGGCGAACCUGGCCUUUCUGCGGGGACAGCUGGACCAUGCAGAAAAACUCUUCAAGGCAGCCAUGAGCUUCCUGCUGGCCGGAAACAUGGAACAAGAUGACAACGCCAUCAUUGAGAUGUCCCUCAAGCUGGCCAGCAUCUAUGCUGCUCAGGAUCAAGAAAAGUUGGCUCUGGCUGGCUACCAGUUCUGUAUCCUGACCCUGGAAGAGAAAAUUGCGAAGCAGAAGGACACGGGCACCGAUGCUUUACCAGCAGAGGAAGAGCGAGUCAACACACAUCUCCUCCUUGGCAUGAGUCUCGACUCCUAUGCCCGCUAUCUGCUGGCACACAAGCAGGCAGCUGCAGCCGAGAGAAUGUACGAGCGGGCGUUGCAGAUCUCAACGGAGGUUCAAGGGGAGACGCAUCCUCAGACGGUGGUCUUGAUGAACGACUUAGCAACUGCUAUAGAUGCUCAAGGGCGGUAUGACGAUGCCUACACUCGUGUGAAGAGAGCAUCAGAUCUGGCUCAACAGACUGAACACCCUGAAACCUACGUUGUGCUGAAUAACCUGGCUGGGAUCCUAAUGCACAAAGAAGACUUUUCCCAGGCCAGACAAGUCUACAAAGAAGCCCUGAAGCUGGCAGAGGAAGCUGGAGAUGAUGCUGUCACUCGAUACAUUCGGAAAGAGUUAUCCGAACUUGCCCGGAGGCAGAAGCUGGCGAGAUCUGCAGAAAAUUCAGUAAAGAAAGAAAACGAAGGAGGAAAAGACUGA